Messenger RNA from Microcebus murinus (gray mouse lemur), 5175 nucleotides. The record is from RefSeq and is a predicted model, not a curated record. NCBI's taxonomy places the organism in Eukaryota, Metazoa, Chordata, Mammalia, Primates, Cheirogaleidae.
CCUCGGGGGCCUCUUGUACCCAUCCUUAGUCCCCAGCUGCCUCCGGCCCCUUCUGCACCCUGACACCUGCAUCCCCGGCCUGUAGGGGUGUGGAGAGUUUCCUCUCUUAUCAGCGCGUUUUACUGCCCCCUCCUCCUUGGUUACACAGCCAUCUGGAGCAGGAUUCCUGGCAGGGCCAGAGCAACAACGGUCAGCUCCCCGCCAGCAAGCGAAGGGUCCCUGCAGUGCUGUCUCAGGAGACAGGUAAGGGGCGUGCAGGCAGGAAAGAAAAAGAAAGGCCCCCAUAAGGAAGGGAGAGCCACCCCAGACCAUGCAGAGAGGGCUGGACCUGUGAAGGGAGGUCACGGAGAGAGCAGAGGAGAGCCAGGGCCAGCCCAGAGACGCCUGCGAAGGAUCACAGCCCGCAGCUCAGCCCAGCCCCGGAGAGGAAAGGGGACAGGCACCCCAGCACCCCCUUCCACAGCCUCCACCCGAGGGACAGCAGGAGAACCGACGCGCCGGAAGGCACCUCCUGGAGUCUGGAAGGAGCAGAACUGAAGGAAAUCCAGGGGGGCUUCCGGGAAGACCCCUCGAGCUUCAGUGCAUCCCAGGCUGGCAGCCCCCUGGGGCCCAAGGGUGGCACUCGAGCCUCCCAGAAGCCGGCCAGAGCUGGCAGGAAAGGGCCACAGCCAGAGAAGGGGCCAAGGUGCACACGCUGCCUCCAGACCUCCGCUGGGGACAGACCUCCCGCUUCCAGCCCCCCUCCUGUCUUUCCCUCUUCUCGUUGUCCCCACUGGGCAGUGACCUCAGAGACUCGGGCCUAGGCUGGUGACUGUGAAAGCAACUGCCUCUCAGAAGACCCUUCUCUGGAAGACUGAGCCCAACUUCGCGAUGGUGACGAGUGCUUGACCCCAAGCUGGCGAGGGCUGUGGGACAGGACACAGCACCUUCGGGCUCCUCCCUCGCGGUCUGUCCCCUUGGUCCCAGGGGUGUUUUCAAGUGGUCCAUGGAAGCCGCUGUGGAGACAGGAUCCCAGUUGAGUAACCCGACGGGAGACUCUUCCUUCUCCACUUCCACUGCCAGGAGGUUCAGGGGAGGAAGAACGCCACCCCCCACUGGCUCCAUCCCGGGCCCACCCAGAGCCCCCGCUGGGCCCCUCCGAGUGCACCGAGGUGGGCCCCGCUCCCUGCAGGGGCAUGGAGAGCAGGCCCUCGGGGUGCUGUGAGGCCCCGAAGAAGCUGGGCCUGUCCUUCUCCAUCGAGGCCAUCCUCAAGAGGCCCUCCAAGAGGAGCGAGGCGGCCGGGCCGCACGGGGCAGGUGGGGAGGGACUUCGGCAGGCAGCGGCCACGGGCUCCAGGCUGGAGAGGCCCCCGCAGGACCAGCCCCAGGAAGAGAGGAAGAGCAAGCGGAGGGUCCGUACCACCUUCACCACGGAGCAGCUGCAAGAGCUGGAGAAGAUCUUCCACUUCACCCACUACCCAGACAUCCACGUGCGCAGCCAGCUGGCAGCCAGGAUCAACCUCCCGGAGGCCCGGGUGCAGAUCUGGUUCCAGAACCAGCGGGCCAAGUGGCGGAAGCAGGAGAAGACCGGCAGCCUUGGGGCGACCCAGCAGCUGCGCGAGCCGGAUGUGACCCUGCCCACAAAUCCGGACGUGGCCGGCCCCAUGCUGAUGCCCGCUGCUCUGCACAGGCCGGCUCCUCCCGUGGGGUGUUGCCCACCAGCUCAAGGUCAGCCGGCCUCUGCCUGGCUCCCUGCCCGGAUCACCCUCCUCCCGCAGCACCCAUGGGAGACGCAGCCUCUCCCGGGCCCUGUCGUCCAGCAGACCUGCGUCCCCACACUGUGCAUCCUUCCACCUCUGCACCCCAAAUGGGGCAGCGUCUGUGCUACUUCAACAUAGGGAUCGGACGUCCUCUCCCCAGGUGAAGGCAGGUGGCAGGUGUGCCCUGGGACUCGGACGGAAUCAAUCUCACAAUCCAAAGAUGGCGCACAGCCCAGGAAGCUCCCCAGAAACCACCCGCUGGAAGGUGGCACCGGGCUCAGCAGCAAAGUCAAUGCUAAAGGACAGCUCCCAUCUGUCCUGGCCAAAGCUGCUCUGCUGUGCAGAAGGCAAGCUGGACGGGGCCUCAGGAUGAGCUCUGGACCAGGGAGCUUGUCCUCCUGCACCUGUGCCUCCUCUAAGUUGCUGUGCAACCUCCAGCCGGUCACUCACCCCCUCUGCACCUCACCUGUAACACGAGGCAGUUGGACAAGAUGAUUUCUAAGGGCCCUUCUGACCCUUACUUUGGUGAGGUGAACCAUGGCCAGCAUUGAGACAUAGAGGAAGCCAAGUGAGGCUGCUUGUUCAUGCAUUCCUUCAUUCGUUCGUCGUGACACAUUUAUUGAGCAGCUACUGAAUACUCCAUAAAUAGACAUGAACAACUUGGGUCCCAUCCAGGCUGGUCAAAGUGUGGUGCUGACUGUCCCUUGCAAACAGAACACUCGUUCAAUGGCCUUGCAAUUGGCCUGUGUCUAACAUAUUCCUUGUGGCUUUGAUUUGCACAUCCUCGAGUAAGAGAGAAAUACAGGGAUUAAUUUUUUCUAUUAAAACAGAAUUCAGUGUCUUUAGUUAUUCUCUAGGAUUGAGAGGAGAUGUUGUCAUUUCUGGCAUGCAGAAUAAGACAGUAUGUUAUUUCCUUCAGUCUGUCUUUCCCGGACAUGCGUGGGUGGGCCGGCUGGAAGACCAGCCUCACUCUGUCCUGGAGAGCCUGAGACCUCACCCACUCUCUGCUUCCUCGCAGCGAGACCUCGGGCAAACCGCAUGCCCUGUCUGAGCCUCAGUUUUCCUGUCUGUGAAAAGGGGUGGUAACCCCCACCUGGCCUGCCUCAACAAGCAAUCCAGAGGCUCCGAGAGGACGUGAGAGGACUUUGCAAGGGCUGGGGGAUAGGCCCACUGGGGAGCGAUGUCGUCCCUCGCAGAUUCCACCACAGAGCGGCUGCCCUGGAUCCCAGCCCUGACAUGAGUAACGCCUGCUCACAGGGAGGCUGCCUCCUGAGCUUCCCUUCUGCAUGAGACCUGUCCUUGCUGGGGGACACGGCGCCUGCUCCCCUAAGCUGGGCAGUCUGGACUGACCUCUAUGCACAAGUCUGACCUCCAUGCACAAGGUCCAGGAAUCUUCUGCAAUCUACCUGGGGUCCUGACCCGCCGCGGAGCUGGACCGAGAGCUGAAGAGCCUAGGUCUCGCCCUGCUCUCCUUCUACUCCACUGUGUAACCUCACCAUUUAAUCUCGCUCAGCCUCUGUCUUUCCAUCUGUAAAUCAGAGGUAGCGACGCUAGCUCCACCCUUAGGCACACCAUACGCCAGACCACAGAUGGCAGCCACCGGUGUCUCUGCAGACUUAGAACUGCCAAAUCACUCGGAGGCCAUGAAUGUCGCCACUGACACGUAGUCUCUGACCACUCUGGGUGAAAGGAGAAGGCUAGAGACCAAAGGAUUAAAAAUCCAGUUACCAAAGGUGGGUCGCGCAUAACUUGAGUAGCAGGUACCCAUUUUAUGACCCUACACUCCAAUGUGCAAAAUGUAAUUUCCAGCAUUUUGCUGUAGCUGGAUUUACUUUCUGUUGUUUACAGGAAAUUUAUUCCAGUACCUUCUAGGUUACUUACUCCUUAGACCCUGCAGGUUUAAAGGCAAUCACAUUUGAGAUUGUCCCUCUCUGCUCCCCUCCUUUCCACAGGGGUCUUUGCUCUGCUGAGGGUGAGGGGUGAGAAAGUGCUUGUGCAAAUGCCACCACCAGGCAUGUCCACUUCCCAGCGUGCUCAGUCCCCCACUAGCACCCACUGAGGUGUGUCUCAUCUGGCCUGGCUGUGGGCAUGACCACCUCAUUCAACCCCGCUUUGGGGGUGCACGUCCUCUGCGGUAGCCUCCGGCCCCAAGUGAGAAUGCACCUGGCUUCCUCGCUCUCCUGAGCAGGAGGGAAAGCUGAAGGCUCUCCCACAGCCCCGGUGCCGUGGGAGCCUGGGCCAGGCAGCAGGUCUCACUCAUUCUAGACCUCUCGUGUCCAUUCCUCCUGCCCUGCUGAUAGGAAGGGCCCGCAGAGACUGAAGUUCUCCAGACUUCCAAGUGGAAUGGGAGAGGUGCAGGUCCCUUCUGCUCUGGGGUCCCCAUCCCCUUUCUCAGCCACACACACCCCUUCCCCAGGCUCCUCUAGAAACAGGAUUUGUCAGCCAUAAGAGGUUCAGGUGACCAGAUGUCCAACUUCACUACUGAGGCAAACAUUGAUUCUGAGGGACCAUUUCUUCCUUCCUAGGGAUCUCCCCCACCCCCACCCCCCCCGGGAGCUAUUGUUAUUCCCUUUGCCUGUGUCUUGGGAACAAAGGAAUCAUUUUGACCUCUUACUGGCUGUGUGACCUAGGGCACGUGACAUCCCCCUGUGCACCUGCUCCAUGAAUAACACAGCUCUUGCCUCUUAGGGUGUCCGGGCCAGUGACAUGAGUUGACACACGUUAGUACGUGGUAAGCACUCAAUGUGUGUCAAGGAAAAAGCCAUUUCCCCCAAUACACCUUCUACCCUGUUCUAGUUCUGACUUCGAGCAGCUCUUCUCAUCUCGCGCUCUGCCCGGGAGUUCCUAAACCGGUCUCUAGGAAGGCAAGGAACUCCCACGAGGGAAUGUGACGUUGGGGGUGUCUGUGGGUUUAUCUUUCCCAGGGAAAGGAUGCAUGGCUUUAAUCAGCUCUUACAAGAGCCCUGAGGCUUAAAAAUGGCAAUAAUAAGGAAUCCCGUCGGACACACCUGAGUCAGAUCGUGACAGCUUCGUAGUCUAGCUAGGAGGACUGGAGACUGGAGAGAAAUUCAAGGAUAACUUUUAUUACAAGGCAAAAUUAUAUAAACAUUGUUACGGUUUGAAUGUGCCCCCUAAAAAAAGCAGUAUGUGUUAGAAAUUUAAUCGCCAUGGUAACAACAUUAAGAAGUGAAACCUUUUUAGGAGGUGAUUGGGCCGUGAGGCUCUGUCCUCAUGAAUGGAUUAGUGCUGUCAUCGCCAGAGCGAGUUCCUUAUAAAAGGAUGAUUUCGGAUCACUUUCCUCCCCCCGCCCCGCCUCUCUCUCUCUCUCUUUCUCUCUCUCUCUAUCCCCCCCCCCCGUUUUAUUUGCCCUUUGCCCUUGCUGUGGGAUGCCACCUCAGAAGGCCCUCACCGAAUGCUGGCCCCUUGAUCUUGGACU